This is a messenger RNA of Siniperca chuatsi (mandarin fish), 5537 nucleotides long. It is a transcript of the gene chpfa, whose product is annotated as chondroitin polymerizing factor a. Lineage: Eukaryota; Metazoa; Chordata; Actinopteri; Centrarchiformes; Sinipercidae. Gene Ontology annotation, cellular component: Golgi cisterna membrane. Gene Ontology annotation, molecular function: glucuronosyl-N-acetylgalactosaminyl-proteoglycan 4-beta-N-acetylgalactosaminyltransferase activity. The record is from RefSeq and is a predicted model, not a curated record. The transcript has 4 exons. The coding region runs from base 217 to 2517 and encodes 766 amino acids.
AAAUCUGGCCGGGGAGGAGCCAGGUAGCAGCUACGCUGACACGUAAGAAUCCUGCGUAAAUUUUAAGGAGGAAGCUACAUCUUUUCCUUAAGUUGAAUGUCGAUACGGCUACCUCGCGUCAGAUUUGAUGUAUAGUUGACCUGUCACGGACCAGAGGCCAGUUUGGACGCUUUUGAAGCGACGCGGGACUGUCAGACAGCGGAGCCGACGCACAAGAUGAGAUUUUCUGCGUUUAUUUCUGUCCUGCGGUCGGUCGGCCCGGUGGUAAUCGGUAUUUCUUUAGGGUUCACGCUGAGUUUAUUGAGCGUUAACUGGACGGAAGACGCGUGUUACCUAGACGGCAAGGAGGGCGAGGAUGUGACUCUGGGUCUGGAUGGACAGCUCAAAGGAGCCCGAAAGCCCAACUCCAUUUCGACUAGAAAUGAUGUGGAGUCCGAAGACGACUUUGAACCAAGAAUAGUCCCAUAUAAACAAGUCCAACAGAGUACCCCAAAGAAAGUUUUCAGGGCUAAAUACAUAAGCACAGAGUUGGGGAUGCGAGAGCGUCUGUUCGUCGGCGUUCUGACAUCCAAAAACACCAUAAACACCCUGGGCGUAGCUGUCAAUCGCACCAUUAGCCAUCACCUGGACACCGUGAUCUUCUUCACCGGCAUGCGCAACCGCAAAGUCCCUCACGGCAUGUUUGUCGUCUCUCAUGGAGAUGAGAGAAUGAUAUGGAACAUGUUUCAGAAUAUCAGAUACAUUUUAGACCAUUACAUCAAUGAAUACGACUGGUUUUACUUUGUCCAAGAUGACGCCUACACAGAAGCUGACAGGAUCAAAGCCCUGGUAGAUCACCUGAGUAUGGAUCGAGAGCUUUACAUGGGCAGUCCUGAGGAGUUCAUAGGUGGAGAGAUGGAAGGGAGGUACUGCUACGGAGGGUUCGGGUACAUCCUGUCACGUUCCUUGCUCCUCCGACUCCAGCCCUUCCUGGAAAACUGUAGGAAUGACAUCCUGAGCGCAAGGCCUGAUGAGUGGCUCGGAAGAUGCAUCAUUGAUUACACGAACACAAACUGCGUCAGUGAAUACGAGGGGCUUCAGUACCACCAUUAUGAGUUGGGAAAAAACUCAGAUCCCAGUAAAGAGCAGAGUGAACAGUUAGAGAAAGCUCUGACUGUCCAUCCAGUGUCUGACCCUGAACAGAUGUACAGGCUGCACAGAUACUUCACUAAGAUUGAGCUCCAGAAGACUUAUGAUGAGAUUGCUAAACUGCAGGCAGAAAUAAAGAAUGUAAGUGUGGUUGCUUUUGAGGGCAACCGAACUGCCCAGUGGCCCGUGGGGAUUAAUCCACCUUUUGAGCCGAAAUCUCGGUUUGAAGUUCUGAAAUGGGAAUACUUUACAGAGGAGGAGAUUUAUUCAUGCAUCGAUGGCUCUCCAAAGUGUGAACUGCGCGGUGUUGACCGCAUGGAUGUGGCUGAUGUCAUUGACAUAGCCAUGGGAGAGCUGAACAAGAAGUACAAGCCUGUCCUCCACCUGAAGAAGCAGCAGCUGAUUAACGGCUACAGGCGCUUCGACCCCGUCAGGGGCAUGGAGUACACCUUGGACCUUCAGCUGGAGGCAGUUAACCAAAAAGGUCAUAGCCGUUCUAUCACCAAGCGGGUUCAUCUGGUGCGACCUUUGAGUCGGAUUGAGAUCAUUCCCAUGCCCUAUGUCACCGAAGCCACAAGGGUUCACAUCAUUAUACCUCUUAGUCUGCAGGACCGGCGCUAUGUCAACCAUUUCCUGGAAGUCUUUGCCUCAAAUGCUUUUGAGACCAGUGAAAAUGCCAUCCUAACAUUCUUGUUUAUUUAUGACCCAGUAGAGGCACAGCAAGUUAACCAGAAUGAUAUAUUUGCCAGCGUGAAAACUCAGAUUAAUGCUUAUGAACACAAAUACCCUAAAGUAAAAAUCCCAUGGAUAAGUGUCAAGACGGAAACACCAUCCCAGAUCAAAUUCAUGGACAUCAUGUCGAAGAAGCACCCGGUUGACACGCUGUUCUUCUUGGCUCACGUCAACACAAACGUCAAUUCAGAAUUUCUGAACCGCUGUCGCAUGAAUUCCAUAAACAACUGGCAGGUAUUCUUCCCCAUCCAUUUCCAGGACUACAACCCUGAUGUGGCCUAUCACAACCAGCAGCAUCCAGCCACAGUCGAUCUGGUCAAGGAGGCAGGCCAUUUUGACCUCAGGUCAUUUGAAGAAGCAUGUUUUUACAACUCAGACUAUAUGGCAACACGCACACGAAUGGUGGCAGACGUCCAAGAGAAUGAGGAGAUUCUAGAGACCCUUGACAUCUACGACAUGUUCGUAAAGUACUCGGGUCUGCAUGUAUUCAGGGCAGUGGAGCCAGCAUUGCACCAGCAGUACAGCUACCAAGCCUGCAACCCACGGCUUAGUGAAGACACCUAUCAUAGAUGUGUUCAGAGCAACUUGGAAGGUCUCGGUUCUCGCUCCCAGCUCGCCAUGCUGCUGUUUGAGCAAGAACAAGGAAACAGCACUUGAAAACACCAGUGAACUUAUGCUCCUACAUGUGUUUUUAAAUGAAUGUUAAAAGCGGUGUGUUUGUUGUAAAAUGUGAGCUAGAAUUUGGAGUGAACAGGAGCAACACAUGUAGUACCUCCCAUAGUUUAACCCUUAUCUUUGCCCUAAACACAACCUAUGUCUGGAGCUUUGGUUACAUAUGUGACUCUGCCUGACAUUCUCCGUCUUUCAGUGUGUAUCAAGGGUUAUUUGGUUUGUUAGAGUUUUUAGCUAGUUUGGAAAAAUGAAUGCAGUACAUUCUUAAUGAAACCUUUUUCUUAAAUGUUUACAGUACUUGUCCAUACAGAUAAGUUGCUAGAACCAAAUGCUUUUGCUGCUCUGACGAUUCUGAAAGCUGCGUUAAGCAAUUUUUGACCUCUAGGUGUCAGAAACUCACACUAGCAGAGCCUUGACGUAGUGCUGGCUUAUCCAGUUGAUUGUCCACUACACAUCCAGCAGCACAGGGUUACAUUGGUAACCCAUUGGAGUUGUCUUUCGCUCCAUGUGUCUAGUGUAAUUCCAAUAUUCACCGGGAUUUUAUCCUGUUUGGUCCAUUAAUUAAUUCCUGGAAGAAAUAUCUUUCUUUCGACCAUUUUGCAUUGGGGAGGUAGCAUGUAUUAGAUUAAUGUGAGAUAAUGAGCUGUGUACAGCUGCUUAUAGUUUUGUUUGGGGGGGUUGAAUCAGUUUAACCAAAACAAUGAGUUGAAAGUAGCAAAAAGCUGCUGUGGUUUGUUGCUUUUCAGUGCGAACAGAAGUACUAGCAGCAACACUUUCACAUUUUAUAGAAUGUCAUUUGAUUUUAUGUUAUUAAAGAUAUCGUUAAAUGGAGCUUCAAUGUAUAGCUCUAAUAGAUAUACAUUAGUAUAUUACACUACAGGUUGUGUGCCCCUUCACAAAGGGGCGUUGAAAUGUUGAGCUUUUGAUAUUUACUGAUUUGAGUAUUUACAAAAGCGCGUCUUUGUAUAUGUGCCUUGACACUGACUUUUCAUAUGUUAACUGUUUUGAAAUGAUCUUUGUUACACAAUUUUGCACUUCACCCCUGCAGGUGAUGCACAGCUGAUGUUUUUCAUUAGAAUUUUGGUAUUGUUACAACAUGAAUAACAGUUUUGAAUGGGUGGGAGAUAUUAUCUUUCACUGUGGAGAAAGCCUGUUACAUAGCUGGGUGAAUUGAAUAGGUUGUCAGUUAACCUUACAUUUUUUAAAGGUGACUUGGAAAUAUCAUGAUCUCAACCAUCCAUAGGUUGUACAUGUGCCUCAAAGCAGGGAAGGAAUUUCUAGAAAGUAUCUUCCGUUGGUCUUCAGAGGUCGUAGAUGAAGACUGUUGUAUUACAGUAGGCCAGCAGUGUGUAUUUGAGUUCAAUUUUUCUCCCUGAAACCUUUUGAUGUUGCAAGAAAUUUUACAUGCAGGAGGCAAAGGAGAAUUAUGAAUAAUUGGGGAAAAUCACCUUGGUAAAUGUCUAAAGUGAUUGCCCAGGUGUGUCAUCCUCAUUGAAGUAAGUGGUACUUUAAAACAGAAUUUAAUUAGUUUAGAAAUGAUUGAAAUCAAGAAUGUACGAAACAUUUUUCCACGUCACCAGUAUAGCAGACAGUUUUUAUACUCUAAAAGAAAAUGUUAAACUGUUCCAAAGUAUUUUGGACUGCAUCGUUAAAGAGUUUGUAAGUUAUUUAAUGGUGUCAUUGUCCUCCAUUUCCUAAGCUCAGUUUUAGAAAUGGUUGCUUUCUCCCAGUCACAGUGCAGUCUAAUGGGGGAGGCAUUUUCUACGUUAUAGAGCAGUGGUGGAGGUAGCGGUACUGGACACCAGAAAGUUAUUAGUAUAUUAUAGCCUAAUGUGCAAUAUUACAGAUAACACAACUGAAUUGAUGUCCAAUUGAGGACAGGACUUUUAAUUUCAUGGACAUUUGCUGCAAGUACAGCAGUGUGUAUAUCACAAUACUGUUCAUGACAUAAAGUAAGACUUUCUGUUCAAUUUUAGUAAGUACACUGUAAUUUCUUUUGACAAGACCUUUAAUGUAUUUUGCUGACACUAGACACUUUUCAUCAUCAAAUUUACUUUGAAAUACAUAAAAUUAAGGCAAGUCCUUUUUAUUUAACUUUGAUUGGAUUCAAAGUAUAUGUUACUUCAUCCACAGUGGUGGUCCUCAACAGUGCUUCCUGUAUUUUCUGCCAUGUGAACACAGACCAUUGAUGUCAGUUCUUGCUGACUUUUUGCAUUAAUUUUAUAACGCAUCUCUUUCUUGACGAGAGCAGUCUUUCACCGUGACAGUGCUCCAGCUCACGUACUAUGAAUGUUCUCCUUGAUUCUUUGAAGAGUAUGACACUAAUAAUGUGCAGGAUUGGAAACUGAAUCUUCCAAAAACCACUGUGAAAGAUAGAGGGCUGAGAUUACACUUUGAAGUUAUUGUUGUGAUCUGCGUCGUCUUUGCCUUCUGUAGACGUGAGAAGCUUAAAAUUAAGCGAGCGUGGCAGAUUAAUCACCCUGUGUUGUUAACACAGCCACCAUUGCUGAGCGAAGUCUCUAAGUAUUUUGUCCAUAACUUAUUUAUGUCAUUUCUUUAUGAAUUAUGCAGAUUCUGAAUACUUCCGCACUAACAGAGGCUUUCAUGACAUUCUCUGUACAUGUAUAAAUAUUUUAUAGACUCUAUUUUUAAGCCUUUUUUUAGCUUUAUUUACACAGCAAUUGAAAUUUUAUUAUUUUUGGUGACAACAUUAAACAUAUACUGUAUCUUACUUUGUAUUUUGUGCUGAAAAUCAUGUCAUUUUACCAUGAAGACAAUUUAAAAUGUGUGUAUUUCACUUUUAUUUUCAAUCAAGUAAUUGCAGGCUCAUUUUUAAAUUUCCAUUGAUGUUUGGACCUAUCAUUUACAUUAUUUUAUGCAUAUGGGUACUAGUAUAGCCAAAGCAAUACAUUUUAAUAAAUGCUCCUCACAUUUAAUUGUGUGCUGUAAUUCCCAAUGAACUGUGAAUUAUUGUAAUUUUUAAAUAAAGAAUAUUUGAAUAUAAA